CGAGCCGACGCGUGUCGCAGCCCAGCCCAGCCCAGCCCAGCGGAGCGAUGAAGGCGGCCCGCAUAGCGCUGCGCAGCGCUGCCCCGCUGGCGGCGAGCUGCCCCCCGGCGCCGCGGGAGGUGGAGCGCUUCGCCCGCUUCUCGCCGUCCCCGCUCUCCAUGCAGCAGUUCCUGGACUUCGGGUCGGCGAAUGGAUGCGAGAGAACCUCUUUUGCCUUUCUGCGACAAGAGCUUCCUGUGCGGCUAGCAAAUAUCCUGAAAGAAAUUGACCUCCUUCCUGUUCAGUUGCAGAGCACUCCCUCCGUCAACCUGGUGAAGAGCUGGUAUAUGCAGAGUCUAAUGGAUCUAGUUGAGUUCCAUCAAAAAAGUCCAGAUGAUCACAGGGUUUUAUCUGACUUUAUAGAUUCACUCGUUACAGUCCGAAACCGACACCACAGUGUUGUUCCUACAAUGGCACAAGGAAUAAUUGAAUACAAAGACACCUUUAAAGUGGAUCCAGUCAUGAAUCAAAACAUUCAAUACUUCUUGGAUCGAUUUUACAUGAACCGUAUUUCCUUCCGGAUGCUAAUAAAUCAACAUACACUUCUUUUUGAUGGUAAUGCCAACUUGAUGCACCCCCAGCAAAUUGGAAGCAUUGAUCCUUGCUGUGAUGUGGUGGCAGUAGUUCAUGACGCUUUUGAAAGCUCCCGAAUGCUCUGUGACAAGUAUUAUUUAACUUCACCAGAACUGAAGCUUACUCAAGUGAAUGGAAAAGUGCCAGGACAAGCCAUUCACAUAGUGUAUGUCCCUUCUCACCUUUUCCACAUGUUGUUUGAGCUAUUUAAGAACGCAAUGAGAGCAACAAUUGAGUAUCAAGAAAACCGGUCCUCACUUUCUCCAAUUGAAGUAACAGUUGUUCUGGGAAAUGAAGACCUAACAAUAAAGAUCUCUGACAGAGGGGGCGGUGUUCCUGUGAGGCAAGUUGAGCGCCUGUUUAGCUACCUGUAUUCUACAGCACCAAGGCCAGUGAUGGAUGAUUCUCAUAGUGCUCCUCUGGCUGGCUUUGGGUAUGGCUUACCAAUUUCUCGUCUGUAUGCUAAAUACUUCCAAGGAAACUUGAAUCUGUACUCCAUAUCGGGUUAUGGAAUAGAUGCUGUUAUCUACCUGAAGGCCCUCUCAACAGAUUCAGUAGAAAAACUCCCAGUAUUCAACAAGUCCGCCUAUAAGCAUUAUCAAGCAACUUCAGAGGCAGAUGACUGGUGUGUCCCCAGCAAAGAACCAAAAAACCUAGCAAAGCAAAGCAUAGCUAUUUGAAUGAAGUUCAUGUCCAAGGUACUAAAAAGGGAUCAAGCUGGCUUUCCAAUUAAGACUAGUGCUUGAAAGCGUUAGUCUAAAGUGCCUUCAUACAGACAGGCCUUCCGACAGAUCCUAAACAGAAGAGGAGGGAAGCUCACGCUGCACAGGAGGACUGUGAUCUGUAGUGCACUCCAGUAUAAGCUAUACAUAAGGAAAGCCAUGUGCAUCUUUGCCUGUAGUCCUUACAGAAAGAAGCAUGCAAGCAGAAAUUUACAAUGCUAUGUGAAUCAAUGACUGUUGUAACAGGAGGUAUGCAGUUCUUGAACCUGUUCAGUCCUUGAGUCUAAAUACUGACAAAUGACAGUAAUGCUAUUGCUUUCCAUUUAAAUAGACACCAGAACUUCACCUUUAUUAUGAAACUCUGUACUGUGGUGCAUAUGCCUGUACUGUAUAACUGUGUUCAUGACGAAGAGAAAGAAGGCCUCAUUUAAGUGUGGUAGGGUUGCAGCAGGAUGGAAACCUUAAGAUGCAGUUCAGUUGGCAUUGAGGUGGGGAACAAGUUUGUGUUUUUGCAAUAUAGGAAAGGUCUUGGUGAUGAGUUUAAUGUAAUUUUAAUUCUAAUAUCUUUUGGGAUACAAAGGCUAUUCCUUUGUAUUUGCUCUUUCUGGAAAGAUCAGUGACUUGUCCAUAAGGUAACCACAGAAAUUGCUAGAAUAUUUUUAAGGGACAAAUAGAAUGGCACUUGGCUAUAACGGCCAUAAUGAGAUGUGUAGUCCACAUCUGUAACAGCAGGAGAGCUGUAUUGAAUAAGCAGGCAGGGAUUUUCAAAGCCAAGUAGAUAUGCUUGUGUUGUUGGUCCCAAUGACUUGUGUUUUGGGGAGGGAAGAGGGUUGCUUUUAUAAACCCAACAUGAAGCAGUAUGUUAGAGUGGUGGUGGGUAGUUCUCUCUUCAAUACAGCUACAAAGUUUAGUGGCUCUAUAAACAAAACCACUGGCUGUAGGUUGUGGAACAUGUUUGAAGCUUGUUCAUAUGUAAAUACUUACCUGCUAAAUGUGUCUUCUGGAAUUUGUAUCAGACACACUUGAGCUUAAACUUGAAGUAUAAAACCACUAUACAAAAGCUGCACUGAACAUUUGGAAACUGAGUUGCUGGCAAAAAGGAGAUUGUGAACUAAUAACUUGAAGAAAUCUUCUCUCUAAAUGCAGAAAGUUUAGGAAUGGAAUAGUUUCAAAACAUGAAUAGCACAAGCUAUUUUAAAGUAACUUAUGUGUAGUACAGAAGGAGAUGUCCAGGGGACAAAUGACUAUUGGGGAAAAUAUUCCACUCCCAAUCAGCUUUUUUCUUUUCCCUAUCUUCCAGUUUUCAUAAACGAGGUAAGACUGCUGGGUCCUUGUUAAGCUUAAUGUUAAGUGAAAUUACCAGUCUGAUUUUAAGUCAGGAUUUAUAAUGAGACUGAAUUUGCCCUUUUAACUACUUUGUUUUUCUUUUUUUUUUUAAAAAAAAAAAUUCAUGUGAUCUUCUUGGCUCAGUUGUAAAUGCAAUCAGUGUUUCUAACAUCCAGCACUGUGCUAGGAUGGCUGUGUGAUGACUUUGUAAUUCCAACUCACCUUGGCUAGACAGAGAGGAAGCCAGUAAACACUUUUGCUGUGGACAGAAAUUUUAAUUUAAUUAUGUCACUAUAACACCAGAGUUCUUUUACUGUGUCUCAGCGGUGUAUCAGUUUUAAUGAUUGCUGUCAGUAUAAUCUAAUGAACUUAUUGCAUUAAUGUAACUAGUCCAAAAAAUUCUUCAGCAAUUUUACUAGAAAGCUUUCUCGUCUACCAGAUAUCCAAUAUUUUGUAGCCCUAUUGAUGCUGAGUCUUAGCUGGACCCUCAGGAAACUAAAAGUGAUUUCUAAUACAUCCUGCAUCUUUUUUUAAUAUAUAGAAGACACUGAACCAACUCGGGUUUUAGUUGAUCACCUGAGCAUAAUGACUGAGUAAAUAACUUUAGCAGUCCUAAUCUACACAUGGAGAUAACUAAAGGUGACCAGAGUGCUGAAACCACUGCAGCACCUAAACACAAUAAAUAAACUUGAUGAUACAAUGAGCUGACAAAAAAACCCCCAAACUUGUAUUAACUUCUAUUGCUGUGGUCAGCAAUAGAAUCAAAUGUUAUCUAGAAUAUGUAGGGAAGAAUGUUUUUUUUCCAUGCCAGGAAGUGCUUGGAUAACUUGUAGAUUGUGUAGGUGACGUGAAGUCAUGAAGAGCAACUAAAAUGCAGCCUGGUUUUAAGUAAAUGCAUUAUACCUUUCUCUCCCCUUGUCUGCUCUCAUUUUAAUGCCUGAGCAUGAACUAUGAUAUCAUGAUAUGUAGUAUGUCUUUAAUAUAUAACCACAGCUCCUCUAGGCAGAGACUGGGCAUCUUUUUUUUUUUUUUUCUUUAAGCUCCUUGUGAUUUUUGGUAUAAUAAUACUACUUCUUAACAACAUCACCUUGCAGUCUAUUUACAACAUUUAAAGGGUGAGGUCCACUUGACAGUCUAUGCAACAUUCUAAUGCAAAAUGAAUCUUUUUUGGUACCAAGUUUUAUUUGUACAUUAACAUGUUCAUAAUGCCAUGUUUUCAAUAUGCAUACCAUGUCAGAAGUCUAUGCAAAUCUGUCUACUUGAGGACUACAUUACUUUCCACUUAGACAAUGCAGUACUCUGCUGUCCUUGAACUGUGUGAGAUUUUUUUUUUUUUUUAGGACAUUUUAAGCCUUUUACUGUAUGUAAGAUUGUAUUAUAAUUUUACAGUAAAUCUCUUAAACAGUUA
Gavialis gangeticus (Gharial) is the source of this 4068-nucleotide messenger RNA. It is a transcript of the gene PDK4, whose product is annotated as pyruvate dehydrogenase kinase 4. NCBI's taxonomy places the organism in Eukaryota, Metazoa, Chordata, Crocodylia, Gavialidae. The coding region runs from base 48 to 1292 and encodes 414 amino acids. The record is from RefSeq and is a predicted model, not a curated record. Gene Ontology annotation, molecular function: pyruvate dehydrogenase (acetyl-transferring) kinase activity. The transcript is spliced from 12 exons. Gene Ontology annotation, cellular component: mitochondrion. Gene Ontology annotation, biological process: protein phosphorylation; regulation of glucose metabolic process.